This is a messenger RNA of Nilaparvata lugens (brown planthopper), 1092 nucleotides long. Its product is annotated as probable cytochrome P450 6a13. The record is from RefSeq and is a predicted model, not a curated record. The transcript is spliced from 7 exons. Bases 1 to 1092 code for a protein of 363 amino acids. Gene Ontology annotation, molecular function: oxidoreductase activity, acting on paired donors, with incorporation or reduction of molecular oxygen; monooxygenase activity; iron ion binding. Lineage: Eukaryota; Metazoa; Arthropoda; Insecta; Hemiptera; Delphacidae.
AUGGAUUCUGGUAAUCCCAUACUAAUAUGUAUUGGUUUAUUAAUCAGUUUCCUCAUCACGGUUGCUUAUGUCUAUUGUGAAUGGUUGUAUGGUUAUUGGAAGCGAAAGAAUGUGCCACACAAGAAAGCAACUUCCAUCAUCUAUGGUAGUAUUAGGAAAAUAUUCAAAGGUGAAGAGAGCCAAGCAAUUUUCUUCAAGGAUAUCUAUGAAUGGAAGGAAGCUAGGUCAAAGCUAACACAAGCUCUAACAGUGAAUAAGCUCAAAUUUAUUCCUGAAAGUGUUUCCAGAAUGUAUCCAAGCAUGAAGACAUUCCUGGAUGAAACAAACGAUAACAUCGAGGCUUAUGAGUUGGGUACAAAUAUCACUAGCGGAAUGGCAGCAUCAUGGAGCUGGGGAAUAGAGGACAGUGGAUUUACAAAGACCAACUCCUAUGUGAGAGAAAUUGCACAGAAAUUUGUAAAUCAGUUUACUGGAUCUGACUUCUCUAUGCAACUUAUUCUUACCAAUCCAUGGUUUACGCCUCUCUUCAGACCCUCAAUGGUCUCUCAAGAAACUGGGUUUUUCAACGACCUCACUGCAAAGUCAUUGAAGAUGCUGAUCAGUACCGUGAAAGAUGAUGCAAUUAAAGAUCUGAGCGGAGUUGUUGCAUCCUUCUACUUCGAUGCUUACGAGACAACAGCCAGAGCAAUGAGCUUCAUGUUUUAUUCUCUUGCCCAGUAUCCAGACGUACAAAGUAGGCUGAGAGAAGAAGUGAAGAAACUUUCCAAAGAGCAAAUAACCCUGGAGGAGGUUCAAAAGUUGCCAUAUCUGGAUAUGGUUUUUUCAGAGGUGUUGAGGAUGUAUCCUCCAGCAACGUUUUUGAGAAAGAAGUGUACUCAAGAUUGUGAACUUAGUGGAGUGAAAGUAGAGGCUGGAAUUCACAUUGUUUUGCCGAUUUUGGCGCUGCACAUGGAUGGUGACAUCUACGCUGAUCCCGAAAAGUUUGACCCUGAAAGAUUCUCCGAGGAAAACAAGAACGAUCGCCAUCCUUAUGCGUACAUCCCAUUUGGCUCUGGACCUCGCAUGUGUCCUGGAAAGUCUGAGUACGAAUGA